This is a messenger RNA of Papaver somniferum (opium poppy), 2123 nucleotides long. RefSeq names its product ankyrin repeat domain-containing protein 2-like. Gene Ontology annotation, molecular function: protein binding. The record is from RefSeq and is a predicted model, not a curated record. The transcript is spliced from 2 exons. Lineage: Eukaryota; Viridiplantae; Streptophyta; Magnoliopsida; Ranunculales; Papaveraceae. The coding region runs from base 34 to 681 and encodes 215 amino acids.
CGUUCAUCAGAGAAUCUCUCACACUCACACACCAUGGAGUUCAUCAAUGAGAGUUGGAGAAGUCUAACCCAUCCCUUGUAUGGAUUAAAUCUAAAAGAUAAAUUUGGUAGUCUUGAGAGAAAUCACCUGCACAAAGCUGUGGCAGAAGGAAAUUCUAAACUAGUGAAAGCAAUUAUUAAUGAAGAUAAGUCUCUUUUACUGGAAAAAGAUAAGAUAGGGUGUACGCCGUUGCAUCUAGCAUCAAUUUCAGGGAAUGUGGGUAUUGUUAAGUUAUUGUUAAUAGCAGAUCCAACUGCCUGUAAUGUUAAAGAUGAAUAUGAGAGAACUCCUCUCCACGUCGCUAUAGACAUCGAUGACGUUCCAGUCAUGAAAGCUCUGUUGCCAACAACUGCAGUCGAUACAGAUAUCUUACAUUUCUCAAUAAGGAAAAGCAGCAGGUUGAGAACCUUUGAAACGUUAGUAGAACACUUCUCGACCCUGGCUAAUGUUAACGUCUUGAACACUCGGAAUAAUGUUACAGAUGGGGACACACUGCUGCACACAGCGGCCAGAUUGAACAAAUUGAAGAUCAUGAAAUACCUCUUGCACUUUAGAAGACUGAGUGUUGAUACAACUUUAGAAAAUUACAUAGAGCCAAAAAAAAAAGCAUUAGAUAUGGUAACGGAAGAGGACAGGAACUGAGUGCUGUUUGGAGAUGUCUAUAGACCAGAAAAAGAAGUAAGAAAUGUGCAGUGGAUGAGUGACAGGGUAAAUAUCAUUAUAAUAGUUGCAACUCUGAUCAUGGGCAUUGCUUGCCAGGCUGUAGUGAACCCUCCAGGAGGUGUGUGGCAAGAUGAAAGUCGGAUUGAUUCGCUUACUGAUCCUCUUCGGUUUGCUUACUAUAUUGGGCAUAUGUUUGGGCACCACAUGACUGGUGAUUGGAAACCUUAUGUCAGCAUCCACUCUAGCAAGGAUGUCAACGUGACAGACAUGACAAAUUUUAUCGAAGAUUUAGGAACUCUGGCUAGAAAUUACUCAGUUAACUUGUUGGGGUGGCAUUAUAAUGGAAGAGGAGGGAUUCAAGAAGAUAGUUUCCGAUCUUCAAAACAAGAGUAGACAGGGUAGGAUUUCAAUGGAAAAGCCUUUUCCUUACAUUGCCCUUUACUCCGGUUCUCCCAUCCUAGGGUACACACACCCUGUACUUUACACCACCUACACAAUUUCUAGCACUGUGGCUUUCCUAACAUCAGCCACCAGUAUUCUCCUUGUGCUCUGUGGGUUUGUAAACAAUCCGUCGCGCUCACAUAUAAGUGUUCUGGCUGCACUGACUAGUAUAUCAGUCGGAUGCAUAAUCUUUGGGUAUCUGGCUAUUUUCAUCGCAGUGACUCCUGACUUCUACCGGAUCGAUCCCAUCACUUAUUCGGUUGUUGUGUUUGGAGGACUUUGGGGACUAGGUUUAGUUGGUGUCAUUGGGUUGAAGAUAUUGAAGUUCGUCCACAACAAGAAGAAGGCUCAGCGAAGGGGAUUUUAUGGAGGUAGUCGCAGAACAUCUUUAACAACCUCAACUACAGCAAGGUUUGGCGUCUUUGUAAUGGCAAUCGUGGCCUUCUUUGUCAUCUUCUUCUUCACUAUCUAUCCAUCAUUCUAUGAGGAGCUGAGUUACUUCUCCUGAAUGGUAUGUUGGAUUUAACUGCCUUUGUUGAAUGUGACAUUGAUACUUUAACAUGGCGUGAACUUUUGAGACUAGGUUUAGUCGGCUCAUACUUAGAUUAGAUUUGGGAUUGGUAGGUUUACUACAGAAGAGGAAAUUGAUCGUGCAGUGGAACUUACUGUUAGACAGGUGGUUAAAGAAGGGAUUGAUAUCAAAAGUAUCCAGUGGUCACAGCAUUAGUAGUUUGCUGAAUGUGUUGUUCUUGAGAUUUGACAAUAAAUCUUAUUGUAUACAGAGCCGUAGUUGCUCAGAUGAACGUGGGUCUGCACUCACAAAUCAAUACUCAGGUUUCUUUCUUAUGAAGUUCGCAUUCUCAUUCUCAUGAACUCUUGUCCUCACUUUCUGUUUGCUGGAUAUGCAUUUUUGCAGUUAAUUUGGUAUGUUUUGAAUAUAUAUUCUUCUGUUUAUGUAUACGUUUGAAUUAGUGUUUGGC